Messenger RNA from Poeciliopsis prolifica (blackstripe livebearer), 4468 nucleotides. It is a transcript of the gene csgalnact2, whose product is annotated as chondroitin sulfate N-acetylgalactosaminyltransferase 2. The coding region runs from base 414 to 2030 and encodes 538 amino acids. The record is from RefSeq and is a predicted model, not a curated record. Gene Ontology annotation, cellular component: Golgi cisterna membrane. The transcript is spliced from 9 exons. Gene Ontology annotation, molecular function: glucuronosyl-N-acetylgalactosaminyl-proteoglycan 4-beta-N-acetylgalactosaminyltransferase activity. Lineage: Eukaryota; Metazoa; Chordata; Actinopteri; Cyprinodontiformes; Poeciliidae.
UGUCACUGAGAUACAAGAGAAGCAGCGUGAUUGAUGACGUCACUCGCCAACAAAGUUCCUAUUGGCUCUCCUGUGACCGGAAGUAGACUGCGACCCACUCUUUUCUCUGUGCUCCGUGGCGCUCUGUGGGCAGAAGCUGCCGUAGGCUGCUGGUUUCGUGGGAAACAUUUCCGCUUCGAGCACAGGCAGAGAUGGACGAACGCAAAACCAGAAAAGAGUGCUGACUUGACAGUCACUGACGUCCUCAAGCCGUCAUCGCUACAGAGGCUCAGUGCUGUAUCCGAGGUGAUUGUUGGAACAAAACGGAGCCAUGAAACGCCAGCAAAGCGUUACGUUUUAGAGGAAUACUUUGAGCGAUGUGAGCAGGAGGAACGUGAUGCAGACUUCCCAGCAGUAGGUCGUAUGCGGACGUGAUGCCCAGGCGGGGGUUCCCCUUGCAGGGCCGGGUCCGCUGGCUCCUGCUGGCCCUCUUCCUGCUCCUGGUGAUGCUGCUAAUCGCCUACAUGCUGGAGUGCACGCCGCCGGUCAACGCCAGCCAGACGCUGCCCGGGCCGGGCGAGCCCUUCGGCAAGGAGUACUACCAGGCGCUGCUGCAGGAGCACGAGGAGCGCCACCUGAGCCGCGCCUCCAGCCUCAAGCGCCAGAUCGCACAGCUCAAGCAGGAGCUGCAGGAGAUGAGCGACAAGCUGAAGCUGAUGCAGGAGAAGAAGGAGCCGCCGGGCGUGCAGGGCCUGGGCGAGAACCGAGACCAGGAGCCCGGCGACCUGCUGGAGUUCCUGCACUCCCAGAUCGACAAGGCCGAGGUCAGUGCCGGGGCGCGGCUGCCCAGCGAGUACGCCCUGGUGCCCUUCGAGAGCUUCACCUCCUCUAAGGUGUACCAGCUGGAGAUGGGGUUGACCCGGCACCCGGAGGAGAAGCCGGUCCGCAAGGAUCGGCGGGACGAGCUGGUGGAGGCGGUGGAGGCGGCGCUGGACAUCAUCAACAACCCGGACGAGGAGGACGGCAUGGAGGAGGACGUCCCUGUGCAGAGGCAGACCUACACGGACAACCACUUUAUGGAAGGCCUGUACAGGACAGAGCGAGACAAAGGGACACUCUACGAGCUUUUCUUCGCCAAGGAGGACUCCAGCAGCUUCCGACACGUCUCGCUCUUCCGGCCGUUUGGGCCGAUAAUGAAAGUCCGCAGCACGUCGGUGGAGACGCUGGGGAUGAUCAUCAACAUCAUCGUGCCGCUGGCGGGCCGAGUCGACACUUUCUCACAGUUCUUACAAAACUUCCGGGAGGUGUGUGUUCAGCGGGACAGGCAGGUCCAUCUCACAGUGGUUUAUUUUGGGCAGGAAGGACUGCAGGAAGUGAAGUCAUCGCUCCAGAAAAUGUCUCGAGACGAGACUUUCUCUAAUUACACUCUGAUCCCGGUGGACGAGGAGUUUUCUCGCGGCCGCGGUUUGGACAUCGGCGCCAACGCGUGGAAGAACGGCGACGUCUUGAUGUUUUUCUGCGACGUGGACAUUCGUUUCUCCCUGGACUUCUUGAACACGUGCCGGCUCCACGCCGCUCCCAACAAGAAGGUUUUCUAUCCGGUGGUGUUCAGUCUGUACAAUCCGGCCAUUGUUUACGGAAGCUUGGAGCUGGCUCCACCUAUUGAACAACAGCUGAUUCACAAAAAAGACGCUGGAUUUUGGAGAGAUUUUGGAUUUGGAAUGACCUGCCAGUAUCGCUCAGAUUUCCUAAACAUCGGCGGAUUUGAUCUGGAAGUGAAAGGCUGGGGCGUGGAGGACGUCCACCUGUACAGGAAGUACCUGCGGAGCGAACUGAUCGUGAUCCGGGCGCCGGUGUCCAGCCUCUUCCACCUGUGGCACGAGAAGCAGUGUGCGGACGAGCUGACGCCGGAGCAGUACCGCAUGUGCAUCCAGUCCAAAGCCAUGAACGAGGCGUCGCACCCCCACCUGGGCAUGCUGGUCUUCCGGGACGAGAUUGAGGCCCACCUCCGGAAGCAGGCCUUCAAAACGCAGAGCAAGACGGAGGCCUGAGGAAGAAGAAGAGCCGCCGCCGACAUUCCCAAACGAGACUUAAAGCUGCUGUACGGAAUUUUAUUAAAAUAGGUUUUGACAUGUUUGAUAUGAGACAGAUAAUCUGUGAAAAGAUCGAUCUCAUCCACCUGAGCUACUGUUGAAGAAAUGCAUCAAAAACAACCAGAGACAGUAGGAGGGGCUUAGCGCUGUCAAUCAUCGCCGUGAACGCACUGAUAAAUGUGCAAAUGAUGGAGAAACAACUUGCAGUAAAACAGCUAAUCCUCCGUCUUUGGUGGUCAUGCUAACUACCCCGUCAUUCAUGACAGAAGAGGGGGAAGAUGAUUGACAGCACUAAGCCCCGCCUCCUGGCUCUGAUUGGUUGUUUCUGGAUGGUACAGGGACAAGGUAGAGAAACAUUUUUUCUUCAGAUCAUCUGCAUCUUAUCAAACUCGCAACAUAAAGACAAUUUCAACAAAAAUGUAAAAAACAAAUCUUAAAGUUACAUACUGUAGCUUUAAGGGGGCGCCGCAGCAAAAAGAUAUUUAAUCCUGAUUGAUGGAAGAUGUGAUGUGUACAGUGUACCAGUUAACGGUGAUUAAUAGUGAUUAAUCGCGGUUAAUCAAUCCUUCUGCUUCUUUUCUGCACAGCUGUAGACAAAUGAAUGUAGAAAAAUGUGAAAUGUGGCACAAAAUGGAAGCCUUACAAUCAAGUCAGCAGUAUUUCACUGACAGGAAGACGUGGCGGCGUACAGAGGGCCGUGUUUUGUUUCUGCAAACUUUUUGAAAAUCGGUAAGAGUGAUCUUGAGGGUCACAUUUCCUUCACUGUCUUCUUGCUGCUUCUGAAUGUGAAACAUUUCAGCUGCUUCUCAGACACGGGGAAGCAGCGUAGGCAGGCAGCAUCCAGCGGCGUUUGGAGAAAAUAAACAGUAAACCAGUUUUGGGGUGGGGGGAAAAAAAUCACAUUAGUAAUUUAUUGAGCAUGAGAACAGGAAGUUGCACUUUCUCUCAGCAGAGAUUAAAGUAUUUUCUGACCAUUUAAUAUUCAGAGGCCCAAACUAUGAAGGAAGAUUCACGGCUCGAUUCUUGGCACUACUGGUUUCCUGUAAAAAGCUGAACUUCUGAGUAAGAUGGCGAUUUAGGGUCAGACUAAGAUUAAUGACUAGAAAAAUGUUUUCAAUGAGAUCAAAAUCUCGAUGUGGUGAUAAUUAUCUGAUGCUAAAGUGUUAAAAAUUUUAUUUUUCCAGGAGAAAUUCUUAUAAAAUUUACUCCUUUAUUCCACUAAUAUUGCAAGUUUAUUAUGACUUUUCUCACAACAUACAACUUUUUCUCUUGUGACCUUUCUGAUAUUAUAUAUUUAUUCUCUGACGAUUUUAUUAGGACUCAUAUUAUUCCGACUUUUCACCUUGUGACUAUUUUUUGUACAAUUGGAACUUUAUUCUGGUAACAUUUCGGUAAUUCACAUACAACUUUGUCUCAUAACUUUUUCAUAUAAUUACGACUGUUUUCAUGACACUGAACUAUUUUUCUACCACUUAUUUAAUUCUACGACAUUUUUCUAUUAAUGACAUAAAAUGCAACUUUUUUCGUUCUAUUUCGACUUCAUUCUCGUAAAACUUUUUUUUCUUGCGUUAUUCCCACUCUGUUCUUUUAACACUUAACUUUUUUCUGGUAAUAUGGCUCGAAUUAUUCCGACUCUUUCUCACAAUAUUAUGACUAUUUUCUAAUUUAAUUUUUUCUUAGUCUGGCCUUAAGAUUUUAAAAGACUCGAUGUUGGUCACCUGAACUCGUCAUCGAUUUGUUUUGGAAUCUUUAAGGAAUAUUUUACCACGUAAUUGAGGGACUGAACUGAUCAAAUACAAAUAAUUCGGUGCCUAAGUUUGUAUUUAUGGCAGAUUUCUUUUAACCCACAAGGUCAGAUUUGCACUAAAAUGUGGAUAAAAAUAUUUCUUCGUAGCUUUGGCCUCUUGAUUUAUUUACAGAGUUUAACUAGGAAAACAUCAGUUUUUGUUCAGACUGGCCGAGAGGAUAAAAAGGGAAGAUUUUGUGUUUUUUAUUGUAGGAUUGUGUCAGUUUAAAUGCGUUGGACCAAUCAGAGGAUGAACUACAGCACACGGCUCAUGCUGCUGUUUUUCCCUGAAUCUAGUUGUUCUUACAUGUAAAUACGUUCCAAACAUUUCAGACUAUCAUUGAACCUGCAGGUUCUAGAGGAAUAUAUUAACUAUUGCUUGUUUUAAGCCGAGAGGACGUUACAUAAAAGGUGCUUUGACUGUCUUAAAUAUACCAGGUUGCUCCUGCGUUGCAUUCUAUACUGUAAUUAUUUACGUUUUUGCUGAUUGUGCAGCUUUUUUAGGCCGUUUCAAGGUUUCCUGGCUUGACAGGAGAAAUGACACGUAUUCCUCUUGGCGGCACGCCACCGUUAAAAGCUGAAUAAUAAAAACAAAUGAGCAAAAAAUGGA